Messenger RNA from Zea mays, 1305 nucleotides. RefSeq lists its product as uncharacterized. Lineage: Eukaryota; Viridiplantae; Streptophyta; Magnoliopsida; Poales; Poaceae. The transcript has a single exon. The record is from RefSeq and is marked validated. Bases 76 to 1026 code for a protein of 316 amino acids. Gene Ontology annotation, biological process: defense response.
GUCCUAGUCUAGGCCUCGGAUCCUUAUUAACCUCGAUCUCGUGCAGUCGUGCAGCCAGUCAGUCAUCAGGCUGCAAUGGAGCGUCCGUGCCCGCGGCCGGAGCCGGCGGCGAUCGACAUCACCUGGGUGUCGUGCCGCGGCGUCAGGUCGUCGCUCCCGUUCCACACGCCGUGCCUCUACGCGUCCGUCUCCGUCACCCCGUCGUCGUCCGCCAAGAACGCGCACGGCCACCGCCGGCCCCACCGCGUGAAGACGCCCACCGACCGUGCCGGCGGCGAGAACCCCGAGUGGGACGCACCGCUGCGGCUCUACCUCCCCGAGCCCGAGGCCUCGCCAACGGCGGCGGAGCUGGAACCGGAAGCGGGCAAGAACAAGAACAGAGGCGACGGCGUCCUUCUGGUGCGGUUCGAGCUCAAGGCAGAGGUGGCCGUGCUCGGCGACGUGCUCGCCGCGUCCGCCGCCGUGCCGGUGCCCGACCUCGUCGCCGACGGGCGGACGCGCCGCGUGUCCUACCAGCUGGCGGGCCCCGACGGCAGGCAGCCCAAUGGCGUCAUCUCCUUCUCCUACGCCUUCCACCAACGGAACGCCGACGCCGACGACCACCACCACCACCAGAGCGGCGGCGAUGCCAAGCUUCUCGUCGCGCCCCCCUGGCCCACCUCCACUGUGUCCAGUCCCGUCGCGCAGCCACCGCCCACGACCGCGGCGCCGCGGCUGUACCCGGCGAUAGAGUGGCCGAUGACGGAGGAAAUACCAAUUUACCAUACACCGCUACUACCAGUACCAGCUGGGGCUGCGGCGGUCACGCUCGCUAGCUCGCGGUACUACCCUCCUCAACCGUCGUCGGCGGCUCCAGUGCAGAUGGAGCCGGUUGCGGUGUACCCGCCGCCGUUGCCAGAGACGUCGUCCUGCAACGUGUACCCAUCGGUAUUGCCGGCCAGCGCGAUGUACCCCCCGGUAGACCUUGCUCCAGUGAGCUGCUAUCCGCCGGCAUCAACAUGGAACGAUCGGUGUUUGUACGGCUGAAGUCAUCGUUCGUGGUUUUGGUUUUGUUUAUGAUAGAUUGAUAGUUUAAUUGAUUUACCGUUCCUUCAUGGCUCGUGCUGUCCGCCCAACCGCCUCGGCGUUUUAGCGGAGCCGGCGCGCGGCGUGUAUAAUUUACUGUUCUUAAGCCUGGAGGUUUCCAUCUAUCUUUCCAUGUUAGACAGUAGGCGUGCUCGUUUUAUAAAUUUGCUCCAUUUUGUUGGUGCGAACAUAAGGUUGAUUUAUCUUUGAGGUUUGAAUUAAUAAUAAGUGAUUGUCAAC